Acanthamoeba castellanii str. Neff is the source of this 327-nucleotide messenger RNA. RefSeq lists its product as uncharacterized. Lineage: Eukaryota; Discosea; Longamoebia; Acanthamoebidae. The transcript has a single exon. The coding region runs from base 1 to 327 and encodes 108 amino acids. The record is from RefSeq and is a predicted model, not a curated record.
AUGAGCGCGAGAAUCAGCCUAAUGGGAGCGGAUGACGAAGAUCACCUGCACGGCACCGCGCCGGACCACGCCGAUGAUGGAGAGGGCGAAUACGAUGAAGAUGAAGACGAAGAGGAGAUCACGCUCUCGCAGUAUCUUGUGGAGCUUGUGUGGAAGGACAAGCGAACUCGCUACCAGUUGUGGAAUUGCGGCAAGGUCAUCGUCCUCUUCGGCGUCACGGUGUGGGCCAUGCGAAGAUUCCCGCACUUCCAAGAUCCCGAGAGGUUGGACCAGAAGGUGGUGGAGUACAUGGAUCACCAGCAGCGAAUGAUGAUGGGAGGGAUGUAA